Molecule: messenger RNA, 5094 nt
Organism: Acanthoscelides obtectus
Lineage: Eukaryota; Metazoa; Arthropoda; Insecta; Coleoptera; Chrysomelidae
Source: the annotation of a GenBank genome assembly
ACGGCACAAUUUCAACGGUUGCAGCUUGUCUCUAUUAUUGGUAAGAUUCGGGAACAGUGCUGGGUGCAGCAAUUUGUGGACAUACACAUAAUGAAAUUCGUCUUACCCCGAAUUAUAUCUUAGUUUUGUUAAGCUUGUCUUACACGAGUUAACAGAUGUUUGACAGACGGAGUCGUAACACAUGAUUUCAUUUGUAGCAUAUGGUUGGUUGCAAAAAAGUAUCUCGUGACGUACGAGCCAAUAAGGAGAGGUUAGCUUUUCCACCAAACUGACAGAAAUCGGAAAAUGAAUAUGACGCUCACGAAGUGAAACGUCACAUUGUGAUUUUUUUUCAAUAAUUAUUGCCUAGGCCAGAUAAUCCUCCAUUGGGGACCAGCUGAUUUAAGUUGACAUAAAAUGUUCCGGUAUUGGCGGACGGUUUGGGCUGCAAAAGUGGUAAAAUACUGUGCCGUUUAUGUUAAAAAUAAGUAGAAAAUCCCUCACAAGUAUCUGGCUACGAUGGAAAACGAAAUAUGGACCGGAAAAUACCGUCAAUCUGGGUUGGAAAGGACGAAAGAAAAGUCCAACAACGGCCAAACAGAGACCGAGCCGAAUGACAGUGGCACCCGGAACGCCGGCACAGAUGAAGCAGAACACUCCAUCAAAACUGAGGAAAUUGAAGAAAAGCCAGAGCAAGAGAUUAUUAUUAGUGAGACGGGAAAGCAAACCAUCCAAAAUAUACUGGAACAAAUCAAGUCAUUAUCACCGGUAGAGAAAUUUCUGUUAUUUCUGAGGCUGCCAUCGGAAGUUACGCAUGCCGUAGAUCCUUUCAGACAACCGUUGAAUCCUUUAGGAAGCCGCUCUGAAAUAUACAAAACCAUAUCGUGGAUAAAAACACACCUGGAAGAGGAUCCUGACAUUUCAUUGCCCAAACAAGAAGUUUACAAUGAAUACUCCGACUAUUGUGAAAGCAAUUCAAUUAAGCCGCUUUCUCAAGCUGAUUUCGGUAAAGUAAUGAAGCAGGUAUAUCCGAAAGUGAGAGCUCGAAGACUAGGGACCAGAGGUAAUUCCAGGUAUUGCUACUCUGGACUGAGGAGAUGUAUUAGACUGAAAGCUCCGACUCUUCCUGAUUUAGCUGAUAAACCAAUGUCAACGGAAGUCCCGUUCACACAGGCGCAUUUAGAAUCUGCAGCAUGGAGUAUAGUGAAAGGUUGGGCGGAACAGCAGCUGAGUCAAGAAUUCCCUUCCAUACAAUCAUUAGCGUUCCACAUAUUAUCGAACUUUUCUUUUGGAAUAGGAUCUGAAGCGGCGAACGUCAUAGCGACUGCAGCGGAGUGCACCGCUAAAGAAGGAGAACAUAAUGGUAAAAGCGGGAGUAAGCACAGAGAAAUGCAAAUACAACUUCAGAGAAAAUUGCAGCAAAAAAGUGAAGGUAAAGAAAGGAAACGAAAAAUGCAGUCGCCCAAAUCGGAGCAGAAGCCGUCAUCGUCAACGUCAAGCUGUGGCGGGGGCGGGAAAAAAAGCCGCAACCAUCACCAACACGGCACGCCGACCGCCGCACUAUCCGCGCCCGCCUCCGCAUCCACGUCUCCUUUACUGGGGUCGGCGCACCAACAGUCGGGAGGCGCGACCAGCGGCGAAUGCAGCACGGCCAGCAGCGGUGCGAGCAGUCCCGCCGCCUCCGCUAAAUCCGUAGCCGUUACUAUCUGUGAUAAACAGCCGACGAUUGAUUCAUUGUUCGCUAAUACAACUACUACUACUGUUAUUGCAACUACUCAGCUACCAACGUUACCUGAAUUCAAUGGGUUCCAGAGGCCGGCGACCGCCGCCGCUCUCACCGGGACGACUGAUGCACUUCUCGCGCAGGACGUGAGCGCGCCCCCUUUGGGCGUGAUCCACCACCAUCCGACGCACAAGGUGCCCAUUCCGCGUCUGCAAUCGCCCGCCGCUGUCAAAUUGAAACAGCAAGCGGCUGCGGCGGCGGCGGCCGCGGCCAAACUGCAACACGCAAAGUACAAAUUGCUCCAACCGAGACAGCAACAGCAGCCCAACCAGCAACCCGAAUGUGAUAUCGCGCAAUCGUACAACCCGCGGCCGGCAACUCAGCAGGCCGAGGGACAUCGAUCUCAAACAAACGUUACAAACGACUUAGAUAGGAUUAAGGAGAGGCGAGACGAAGCCGUCCAUGAAGAGGACGAGGUGGCCGAUUUUCCGCUGACCAGGGAGAGGAUAAACAGCGUCAGCAAUGUCGAGAAGGACGCUAUGGACGAGUAUUUGGGUACAAACAAUGAGCACGAUGAGGAACUGUCAAAAUACUUCAGCAACAAUAACGUGAACGAGCCUGCUCAACAAGAGAACAGCUAUAAAUUGUCACAUUUGCGUCAACUGCUUGAACAAAACGGCAUAGCUGAAAGAAAACCGUCCAUACCCUUAGUAAUGGAUGAUAAUAAGGUUCUACUGAACCAUUUUGCAUCCACCGGAGAGGAUCAGCCCCAAAUAAAGACUGAACUGGCAUACACAACCCCGUUAGCAGAACAUCAUGUAUCGUUCGCCAAUGUAUUAAAUAGUUCUGCAAAGAGAAGAGUCAGCUUUGAAACGCCAGCAGCAGAAGAAGCUGUUCUAGCAAGUCCAAACACCAAAAGGAAAAACUUCAGUUUCACUCCAAUAUCGCCUGGGCCACAAUCACCGAAUGGGAUCCAGUCGAAAUGUUCAAGUACAACAGCGAGUCCGUUCAUCAGUCCGAGAGAUACUCCUAUCCUGAAGGCAAAGCCUCCUCCUCAUCAAAACAUGGGUAUUUUGAAAACCGAGGCUAGAAAACCGUCGAAGGUGAAACGAGAACUGAGCCUGGACCUUCCCAGUGAAUUUAGUACAAGCAGUUGUUUGCCGAUGUCUGCGCCUGUCAGUCCGAUGUUGCAGAAGUUGUUGAAGUCGAAUAGCAAACUGGCGUACAAUCCGAGUUAUGCGAAUUGCCAGAAUGUGUCACAAGCUGCUCAACUGUUUGAUGGCAGCGUGAACACCAGCAGGUCGCAAUCGGUACCGCUCCAGCAAAUGGUUCCUGAUCCGAUGAACACGCUGUUCCUUUCCGACGCGCCAGCAUCGACAGCGACCACAAACACCGAUUUUCCACCGGACGUCAGUCCGUUACCUCAAUCCAACGGUGAUAACUCCAAACGAAUUUUCCACGCGACCACGUUAGUCGAGCCUCAAUGUGAUAACGUCGAUCUGUUCAACAUCGAUAUUACCGCUAACAAUUCCUGUUUGAACGAGUUCGGCAUCCAGCUUAUCAACAGCAACAUCGACCUGGGCGAUUACGCUAGAAGCGACGUCAGAUUUCCAGCAUCGGCUGGUAGAACGGUGCGGUCUCAAAGCAUCGAUGUCGUUACGGCUUUCGAGGUGAAGUCAGUGCCGUCGAGGUCGGUGCCGAGCACCCCGCUGCCGUUCAUCUGCAACUCGACAGGCGGCAAACCGUCCGCCGGCGGUAGCCAGAAAAUCGGCUAUGCCAGUUCCCGUUCGUACCCGUCCACGCCGCUGAACUCUGACGAAACGUUCACGUACAACGUCAAUACCGACUGCCUGCUCAACGGACAGCCGAUACGGUCCGACAGCGUGUCCGACGGACUGAACGAUGACGGAAGCUGUACAGUGCCCGUCUACGACGAAAUCGACAAGGAUUUCGCGAUCGACGGGCCGGAAUUUCAAAUGGUAGCAGUCGGCGACAUCGAAAGCGUGCUCACCGAACAGAAUUUCAGUGGUAAUAUCAAUUGAGUUUUUAUCAGGGAAUGUUAUUAUUAUUUUCGAUACCAUAUUUCUACACGGGUUCACAUAUUUGUAUCUCGUAUGUAGAUGCAAAUAGCAGACCAUAUAAGACUGCACCAUUAACGUAAACACGAAAAGAAUUUCCAAACUAUUAUUGAAGAGGUGUAGAUAUCAUCUCAAUAUUGAUUGUGAGUAUGAGUAGGUGAAUGAUACACAUACCUAUAAAAUGCAUUUACACCUUUCCUUGGACGCUUGAUAGCUACGGUGGUUCUCAUAUACAAAAUUCGUACUACGUACCAGCACAUACAGGGGCAAACUUUAACACCCUGUAUCUGCAACACAAAGAAUUUCUCUUUCCAUUGAAACAUUUGAUCAGCAUAAUAUGAACUAUCUCUAUACAAAUUUUCAUUAAAUUUGACUGGUGUUUUGUGCCUGGAAUAUAGAUUUAUCAAUAUGUUGAUUAGAAAUUGUGAAUGGACAAUAGGAUUGUCAGAUGACGCUGACCUUUUUUUUAAUUUCAACUACUCGGUUUUUUACACACACAACAGUCUGGUUGGAUUCUAGUGUGACUAGUUCCCCGUUUUAUUUUCCGAAUUAAAACAAUUUGAAGAGCAGAGUUACAGUGAGAAAAUCACUAUAAACAAAAACGAAAUUAUUUCUUCCAUAUUGUGUUAAGCGUAUAUCUACACAAAUUAUAUUUCUCUAUUGUGUUUAUAUUUUAUUUGCUUUUGCAUUCCUAUUUAUUGAGUUUUAUAAACAACAUAGAACAUGGUUCUAAACAGGGUGGCCCAAGGUCGCACCCCUAUUUGUGACUCUCUUAGCCGCAUUCUUAAUAAUAGUAACGUCUUUAUUUAAACACAAAGAACCAAUAGAGACAUAAGCCAAGGCUACUGUUAUACUUAACUGCUUAUGUCAGUUUUAUUAGAUUUUCAAUGGAAAAAAAAUAAUGAAAAAAGAACAUAAACACCUAUGUGAGCAUAAAAAUCACAUUCCAUAACGGCACAGCACAGUCUUAGCCUAUGGCGAGCAGCCUGCUUUUGAAUCGCUCACGGAAAUAAAGCAGAAUUGUGGGGUGAUUCUGAUAUUAUAGCGAUUUCUGACAGCUCGGUCACGCACUUCAGAGUUGAAUCGCAAUUUAUCUCUUAGGUAGAAAUUUAUGAACUAAAACUUGUGGUACGGCUAUAGAUAAAAAGACGUCCAAUCCAAAAUUGAGAUGUCCGAGCGUUUUCCCCAAAACAUACGAGGAGAGUCACAAACGGAGGUGCGACCUUCUCGUUGUCAUUUCACUAUUCUUAUCAAGUGUUAUAUGGGUUUGUCCAAAACGCAUAUUAAAACAAGAAAGAUUGAUAUUCAAAUCAA